AUGGCGUCGGGAGGCAAUUUAUGGAUGUCCUCUACGCCACCGGUAGAGGGUGAAACACAACGACAUAGCCCGGAGCAUAGCUCCAUGACCGUUGACCCGGUCCAACACACCAGCCAGUCCCCAGAGGACCUAUACGUUAACCACAUUUUCUGCUGCCUGUGUCAGACGACUUUCUCGUCCGACCUCUUCAACACUCACCCGGCGAAACACGCCAACUGCGACCUAUACUGCCCAUACUGCAGUAUCCCAACGAAACACCGCGGUCUCAAGGCCCUUUGCCAACACACGAACGAUUCCCAUAAGAACAUCGUUGACACCCACUUACAUUGCAUUCUGUGCAAUAAGUUCUACCCUACAGAUAUUGUCACCCACAUUUACGAAAACCACUGGAACCUGGAAGUUGCAGCCAUUCACUGUGCAACCCUCUCAAUUACACUCUCACCAGAGCUAACACCUCUCCCAGACAACCAAAUGGCACCAAAUGCCUUAGCACUAAGGAGGGCGACGUCCUCCCCCUUGCUUCACCUGCCACAACACUCAGGCCUCAAGGAAAGCAUUCAUGCACCUUGUGUUACUGACCCUUCACAAAUGGAAACUUCUGCACCCUCCUCUCCUCUCUCUUCCAUAGCUUCCUUUGCACAAUUGCUGCCUACCACACCUACAUACACACUCUCUCCAUUUGAUUCUAACAAGGGAAUGGAAGGAUACAACCUAUACCUCUUAGGUUACACACCUGACCCAAAUUAUACACAAGCCCAAAUUGAUAUGGACAACUUGCUCAUAUUUCAACAAGUCAACCAACACUCCCUACUCUUGCUCAACAUAGUAAAAGCUGCCUUGAAAGACUAUACUACUAUCCAAGCAGUUUAUAUUACUAACCUGUACUCCCUCCUUUUCACUCUUACAGGCAAAAUGUCUGGUUACAGUGACACUCUUCUCCAACUUGCAAAGUCACUAGAGGGAGAGAACCUUACACUGCUCAGAUCCACACUUGCCAAAGUGUUCUAG
Molecule: messenger RNA, 1008 nt
Organism: Fomitiporia mediterranea MF3/22
Lineage: Eukaryota; Fungi; Basidiomycota; Agaricomycetes; Hymenochaetales; Hymenochaetaceae
Exons: 3
Coding region: 1-1008 (335 amino acids)
Source: RefSeq, a predicted model, not a curated record